AUGUCCUAUGACGCUGCCUCACAGAAGGCAUCUCGUCUCAGAGGACAGCACGAUGCAGAAGGUGGCCAGCAGCAUGACAGAAUAUCGUCCGCGGACAAUACACCCGACACAACCAUGGACGAGAUCACGGUGACCCAGCGAAUGGUUUCUGCCACUGUUGGCAGUCUCUUAACCUCCCUCCUCGUCACUCCGCUCGAUGUUGUUCGAGUCAGAUUACAGUCGCAAAGCCCCGCUCAGCCACCACCUCUUAACCUUUCACGAUUCUCUGCAUACGGAGCUGAUUUCGCAAAGCUACCGCCAGAUUUAGGCUUGAAAGCAUGUUGUAAAGAGGUCUUCUUCGUGGGGGACAACGGACAAUUUUGUCUAGCAGGUAACGGAUCGGCCAGCGCAGGUUCGGUCGCCACAGAUUGUGCAGUGGAAGAGACAGAACGACGUACCAUAAACUCCACCUUUGAUGGUCUACGAAAGAUUGCGCGUAAUGAAGGACCUCUCACUCUGUGGAGGGGACUUACGCCGACUUUGGUUAUGGCUAUUCCAGCCAAUGUCAUCUAUUUCACUGGCUAUGACUGGUUGCGCUACAAUCAAAGAAGUCCUGUUCGGACCAUAUUCAACGACACUUAUAACCCUCUUAUCUCGGGGUCUUUCGCACGCAUCUUGGCUGCCGUGGUUGUUUCGCCUGUUGAAAUGUUCAGAACAAGGAUACAAUCUGCUCAAGGAGGUACAACAGGAGUGUUCAAGGAGACACUAGUUGGAAUGCACAAAAUGACACAAUCGCAGGGAUAUACUUCACUAUGGCGUGGAUUGACCUUGACAAUGUGGAGAGAUGUCCCAUUCUCUGCACUAUAUUGGUGGGGCUAUGAGAGUCUGCGCAAUACGUUACGUUCAGUCAGAGGCAGCACGACUCAUGGCAUGAUCUCCACUCCGCUUCAGGCUCAGCAGCAACAGAGGGAGGAAACACAUAUGCAGACCUUCGUGGAUAGCUUCCUGGCCGGCUCCAUUGCGGGUGCCGCUGCUGCCUUCGUUACUACACCAUUUGAUGUGGGCAAGACACGCCAGCAAGUCUAUCGACAUGCAGGUGACGACGCCCCUUCGGCUAUUCAGGCUGCUAAAGAAGCUGCAAAAGCUGGCAAGCUCGUACCUGAAGAACUUUCUAUGCCCAGAUUUCUAUAUCACAUUAUGAAAGAGGAAGGUGCAAGCGGACUCUUCAAGGGAUGGAUACCACGAUGUCUCAAGGUUGCACCUGCCUGUGCUAUUAUGAUCAGUUCCUAUGAGCUCGGGAAGCGUUGGGCCAGAGUUGCAAACAGCAAGAAAGAAGAGACUAUUCAAUCGCAGGAGAUAUGA
Messenger RNA from Lithohypha guttulata, 1341 nucleotides. It is a transcript of the gene MTM1, whose product is annotated as Carrier protein, mitochondrial. NCBI's taxonomy places the organism in Eukaryota, Fungi, Ascomycota, Eurotiomycetes, Chaetothyriales, Trichomeriaceae. Gene Ontology annotation, cellular component: mitochondrion. The record is from RefSeq and is a predicted model, not a curated record. The coding region runs from base 1 to 1341 and encodes 446 amino acids. The transcript has a single exon. Gene Ontology annotation, biological process: mitochondrial transmembrane transport.